This is a messenger RNA of Medicago truncatula (barrel medic), 707 nucleotides long. Its product is annotated as auxin-responsive protein SAUR72. The transcript has a single exon. Gene Ontology annotation, biological process: response to auxin. The record is from RefSeq and is a predicted model, not a curated record. Bases 75 to 569 code for a protein of 164 amino acids. Lineage: Eukaryota; Viridiplantae; Streptophyta; Magnoliopsida; Fabales; Fabaceae.
AGUACUCCACACACUCAAAUCUGUCUACAUAAAAUAUAAGGUAAGAACAGAAACAAUAUAACCAUAUUGCAUUGAUGGAUUCAAAGAAGUCUAACAAGAUAACAGAUAUUGUUAGGCUUCAACAAAUCCUGAAGAAAUGGAAAAAGGUUGCUGCAAAUGCUUCCAACAACUCAUCAAGUAGUAGCAGCAGUGGCAAUAAAGGAAUCAAGUUUUUGAAAAGAACUUUGUCAUUCACAGAUGUUUCUAUUUCCAUUUCCAAUUCCAAUUCCAAUGUGGACAUAGUUCCAAAAGGUUUUCUAGCUGUUUGUGUUGGGAAAGAGCUCAAGAGAUUCAUUAUUCCAAUGGAUUACCUUAAACAUCAAGCAUUUGAGGUGUUGCUACAAGAAGCUGAAGAGGAGUUUGGUUUCCAACAAGAGGGUGUGCUCAAAAUUCCAUGUCAAGUAUCAAUGUUUGAGAAAAUAUUGAAGGUUGUGGAAGAUAAAAAAGAAGCCUUAAACUUGCAUGAGUUUGGAUUUGGUGGAGAGAAUUGUGAUGUUACUCCCACUCAUCAUGCUCAAGUUUGUAGAUGAUAUUAAUUAAUUCUUAUUUAUGUAUGCUUUUCUAGUUUUUCUUUUGAUAUGUGAAAGGCAAUGUUGAUUGAUUAAAAAGAAGUGACAAUUGUUAAUCCAUUAUGUUUCAUAAUAAUGCUAUAUAUUUUUGUUUUUUAA